GUGCACUCGGUUUGAAAUCGGAAAGUUGGCGGGGCUGCGGGAGCUGAGCCGAGAGCCCGGCUGUUGGCUAGAGUGGGCGCGGAUCUGGUGUGGGGAAGGCGGCGGGACUCAGGCCUGCCUGCGAAGGUGAGGGAGUUGGGCGCCGAGCUGGGCUCCUUGGCCCCCCUGUCGCGAUAAGGGAAACAUUGUCCUACAUAAUGGUAGAGGACGAACUGGCACUAUUCGAUAAAAGCAUAAAUGAAUUUUGGAAUAAAUUCAAAAGUACGGACACCUCCGGUCAGAUGGCGGGACUAAGAGAUACCUACAAGGAUUCCAUCAAAGCAUUUGCAGAAAAGCUGUCUGUGAAAUUAAAGGAAGAAGAACGAAUGGUUGAGAUGUUUCUGGAAUAUCAAAAUCAGAUCAGCAAGCAAAAUAAGCUCAUUCAAGAAAAAAAGGGUAACUUGUUAAAAUUGAUUGCUGAAGUAAAAGGCAAAAAGCAGGAAUUGGAAGUACUGACUGCAACUAUCCAGGAUCUUAAGGAAGAAUAUUCUAGGAAGAAGGAAACUAUUUCUACUGCUAAUAAAGCGAAUGCAGAGAGGUUGAAAAGGUUGCAGAAAUCUGCAGACUUAUAUAGAGAUCGACUUGGACUAGAAAUUCGAAAAAUUUAUGGUGAGAAAUUGCAGUUUAUAUUCACUAAUAUUGACCCUAAGAAUCCUGAGAGCCCAUUUAUGUUUUCCUUGCAUCUCAAUGAAGCAAGGGACUAUGAAGUGUCAGAUAGUGCCCCUCAUCUUGAGGGCCUAGCAGAAUUUCAAGAGAAUGUAAGGAAGACCAACAAUUUUUCAGCUUUUCUUGCCAAUGUUCGGAAAGCUUUUACGGCCACGGUUUAUAAUUAACGUACAAAUAGUGUAUAUAAAAACGGUUUUUCUUCUCUA
Molecule: messenger RNA, 911 nt
Organism: Symphalangus syndactylus (siamang)
Lineage: Eukaryota; Metazoa; Chordata; Mammalia; Primates; Hylobatidae
Gene: SPC25
Product: SPC25 component of NDC80 kinetochore complex
Biological process (GO): chromosome segregation
Cellular component (GO): Ndc80 complex
Source: RefSeq, a predicted model, not a curated record